AUGCUUUUCUUUUCUUCUUCUCUUUCUUUUUUAAUCAUCUUAAUUUUUUUUUCUUUCUUCUUCUUCUCUUCUUUCUUUCAUCUUCUCUUUAACAUUUUUCAAAUUUUUUCUUCUUCUCUUCUUCCCCUUUUCAUCAAUGGGUGGUUUUUCUUUUUUCUUCUUCUUCUUCCUUCUUUCAUCAAUAACCCCUUUCUUUUCCUAAAAAUAAAUCUUUUUCCCCUUCUUCUCUUCUGUUCUUGCUUUAUCAAUAAUAAUCUUUCCCUUCUUGGUCUUCUUCCAAUUCUUUCCAUCAAUAAUCUCCCCCCCUUCUUCUUCUUUCUUAUUUCCUGCUCAAUAAUCUUUUUUUCAGUCUUCUGUUUCUUCUCUAUCAAUAAUCUUUUUUCCCCUUCUCAUCUUCUUUUGGAUCCUAUCAAUAAUAAUCUUUUCCCUUCUCAGUCUUCUGUUCAAUCUUUCUUGGAUCCUAUCAAUAAUCUUUUCCCCUUCUCAGUCUUCUUCCAAUCUUUCUUGGAUCCUAUCAAUAAUAAUCUUUUCCCUUCUCAGUCUUCGUUUCUUGCUUGGAUCCUAUCAAUAAUAAUCUUUUUCCCCUUCUCAGUCUUCUGUCAAUCUUUCUUGGAUCCUAUCAAUAAUAAUCUUUUUCCCUUUUUUCUCAUCAAUAAUAAUCUUUUCCCUUCUCAGUCUUCUGUUCAAUCUUUAUUGGAUCCUAUCAAUAAUCUUUUCCCCUUCAGUCUUCUUCUUCUUCUUUCUUGGAUCCUAUCAAUAAUAAUCUUUUCCCCUUCUCAGUCUUCUCUUCAAUCUUGCUUGGAUCCUAUCAAUAAUAAUCUUUUUCCCCUUCUCAGUCUUCUGUUCCAAUCUUGCUUGGAUCCUAUCAAUAAUAACUCCAAACUUUUUUCCUUUCCCCUUCUCAGUCUUCCUUCUCAGUCUUCUUUUUGUUCAUCUUCUGUUCAAUCUUUCUUGGAUCCUAUCAAUAAUAAUCUUUUCCCUUCUCAGUCUUCUGUUCAAUCUUUCUUGGAUCCUAUCAAUAAUAAUCUUUUUUCCCUUCUCAGUCUUCUUCUGUUCAAUCUUCUUUGUCUUCUUCUUCUGUUCAAUCUUUCUUGGAUCCUAUCAAUAAUAAUCUUUUUUUCUCAGUCUUCUCAAUCUUCUGUUCAAUCUUUCUUUCUCAGUCCUCAAUCAAUCAAUCUUUUUCCCCUUCUUAGUCUUCUGUUCAAUCUUGCUUGGAUCCUAUCAAUAAUAAUCUUUUCCCCUUCUCAGUCUUCUGUUCAAUCUUUCUUGGAUCCUAUCAAUAAUAAUCUUUUUCCCCUUCUCAGUCUUCUGUUCAAUCUUGCUUGGAUCCUAUCAAUAAUAAUCUUUCCCCUUCUCAGUCUUCUGUUCAAUCUUUCUUGGAUCCUAUCAAUAAUAAUCUUUUUCCCUUCUCAGUCUUCUGUUCAAUCUUGCUUGGAUCCUAUCAAUAAUAAUCUUUUUUCCCCUUCUCAGUCUUCUGUUCAAUCUUCUUGGAUCCUAUCAAUAAUAAUCUUUUCCCCUUCUCAGUCUUCUGUUCAAUCUUGCUUGGAUCCUAUCAAUAAUAAUCUUUUUCCCCUUCUCAGUCUUCUGUUCAAUCUUGCUUGGAUCCUAUCAAUAAUAAUCUUUUUUCCCCCUUCUCAGUCUUCUGUUCAAUCUUUCUUGGAUCCUAUCAAUAAUAAUCUUUUUCCCCUUCUCCAGUCUUCUGUUCAAUCUUUCUUUCUGUUCAAUAAUAAUCUUGGAUCCUUCUCAGUCUUCUGUUCAAUCUUGCUUGGAUCCUUCUCUUUUUCCCUUCUCAGUCUUCUGUUCAAUCUUUCUUGGAUCCUAUCAAUAAUAAUCUUUUUUCCCUUCUCAGUCUGUUCUUGUCCAAUCUUCUUGGAUCCUAUCAAUCUAAUGUUCAAUUUUUGGAUCCCUUCUCAGUCUUCUGUUCAAUCUUUCUUGGAUCCUAUCAAUAAUAAUCUUUUUCCCCUUCUCAGUCUUCUGUUCAAUCUUUCUUGGAUCCUAUCAAUAAUAAUCUUUCCCCUUCUCAGUCUUCUGUUCAAUCUUGCUUUGGAUCCUAUCAAUAAUAAUCUUUUCCCCUUCUCAUCUUCUGUUCAAUCUUUCUUGGAUCCUAUCAAUAAUAAUCUUUUCCCUUCUCAGUCUUCUGUUCAAUCUUGCUUGGAUCCUAUCAAUAAUAAUCUUUUUUCCCCUUCUCAGUCUUCUGUUCAAUCUUUCUUGGAUCCUAUCAAUAAUAAUCUUUUUUUCCCUUCUCAGUCUUCUGUUCAAUCUUUCUUGGAUCCUAUCAAUAAUAAUCUUUUUCCCCUUCUCAGUCUUCUUCUUCUGUUCAAUCUUGCUUGGAUCCUAUCAAUAAUAAUCUUUUCCCCCUUCUCUCAAUCUUUCUUGGUCUUCUGUUCAGUCUUCUUUCUUUGGAUCCUAUCAAUAAUAAUCUUUUCCCCUUCUCAGUCUUCUGUUCAAUCUUCUUGGAUCCUAUCAAUCUUUUCCCCUUCUCAGUCUUCUGUUCAAUCCUUGGAUCCUAUCAAUAAUAAUCUUUUCCCUUCUCAGUCUUCUGUUCAAUCUUGCUUGGAUCCUAUCAAUAAUAAUCUUUUCCCCUUCUCAGUCUUCUGUUCAAUCUUGCUUGGAUCCUAUCAAUCUUUUCCCCUUCUCAGUCUUCUGUUCAAUCUUUUGGAUCCUAUCAAUAAUAAUCUUUUCCUUCUUCUUCUGUUCAAUCUUUCUUGGAUCCUAUCAAUAAUAAUCUUUUUCCCCUUUUCUUCUGUUCCUUUCUUGGAUCCUAUCAAUAAUAAGUCUUCUGUUCAAUCUUUCUUGGAUCCUAUCAAUAAUAAUCUUUUCCCCUUCUCAGUCUUCUGUUCAAUCUUCUUGGAUCCUAUCAAUAAUAAUCUUUUCCCCUUCUCAGUCUUCUUCUUCUGUUCUUCUUCUUUCUUGGAUCCUAUCAAUAAUAAUCUUUUUCCCUUCUCAGUCUUCUGUUCAAUCUUCUCUUGGAUCCUAUCAAUAAUAAUCUUUUCCCCCCUUCUUUUCUGUUCAAUCUUUCUUGGAUCUAUCAAUAAUAAUCUUUCCCUUUCCAGUCUUUUCAAUCUUUCUAUCAUCCUAUCAAUUUUCUUUUUCCCCUUCUCAGUCUUCUGUUUUCAAUCUUUCUUGGAUCCUAUCAAUAAUAAUCUUUUUCCCCUUCUCAGUCUUCUUCUUCUGUUCAAUCUUUCUUGGAUCCUAUCAAUAAUAAUCUUUUUCCCCCUUCUCAGUCUUCUGUUCAAUCUUUCUUGGAUCCUAUCAAUAAUAAUCUUUUCCCUUCUCAGUCUUCUGUUCAAUCUUUCUUGGAUCCUAUCAAUAAUAAUCUUUCUUUUCCCCUUCUUUCUUUCAUCAGUCUUCUUUCCCUUUCAAUCUUUCUUGGAUCCUAUCAAUAAUAAUCUUUCCCCUUCUCAGUCUUCUGUUCAAUCUUCUUGGAUCCUAUCAAUAAUAAUCUUUUCCCCUUCUCAGUCUUCUGUUCAAUCUUUCUUUCCUAUCAAUAAUAAUCUUUUUCCCCUUCUCAGUCUUCUGUUCAAUCUUUCUUGGAUCCUAUCAAUAAUAAUCUUUUCCCCCUUCUCUUCUUCUGUCCAAUCUUCUUGGAUCCUAUCAAUAAUAAUCUUUUCCCUUCUCAGUCUUCUGUUCAAUCUUCUUGGAUCUAUCAAUAAUAAUCUUUUCCCUUCUCAGUCUUCUGUUCAAUCUUCUUGGAUCCUAUCAAUAAUAAUCUUUUCCCCUUCUCAGUCUUCUGUUCAAUCUUUCUUGGAUCCUAUCAAUAAUAAUCUUUUCCCCUUUCAGUCUUCUGUUCAAUCUUUCUUUCCUAUCAAUAAUAAUCUUUUCCCCCUUCUCAGUCUUCUGUUCAAUCUUUCUUGGAUCCUAUCAAUAAUAAUCUUUUUCCUUCUCUCAGUCUUCUGUUCAAUCUUCUUGGAUCCUAUCAAUAAUAAUCUUUUCCCUUCUCAGUCUUCUCAAUCUUUCUUGGAUCUAUCAAUAAUAAUCUUUCCCCUUCUCAGUCUUCUGUUCAAUCUUUGGAUCCUAUCAAUAAUCUUUUUCCCCUUCUCAGUCUUCUGUUCAAUCUUUCUUUUCCUAUCAAUAAUAAUCUUUUCCCUUCUCACUUUUCUUUUUCCCCUUCUUAGUCUUCUUUCAUCAAUCUUUUUGGAUCUAUCUUCUUUUCUUAUUUUCUCAGUCUUCUGUUCAAUCUUUCUUGGAUCCUUCAUCAAUAAUCUUUUCCCUUCUCAGUCUUCUGUCAAUCUUCUUUCAUCAAUAAUCAAUAAUAAUCUUUUCCUUCUUCUUUCUUCUCUUCAAUCUUUCUUUUCUUCAAUAAUCCUUUUUUCCCAUCAAUAUCUUCUGUUCUUCUCUUUCUUGGAUCCUAUCAAUAAUAAUCUUUUCCCUUCUCUUCCUUCUUCUUUUCUUUUCUUUAUCUUAAUAAUCUUUUUUCAUCCCUUUUCAGUCUUCUGUUCAAUCUUCUUUCCUAUCAAUAAUCUUUUUCCCCUUCUCAGUCUUCAUUCAAUCUUUCUUGGAUCCUAUCAAUCUUUUCUUUCUUCUUCUUUCUUCCAUCCUUUUCUUCUUCUUCUCUUCUUCUUUCCAUCAAUAAUAAUCUUUUCCCUUUCUUCUUCUCUUCUUCUUUUCAUCAAUAAUCUUUUUUCUUCUUCUCAGUCUUCUUUUCAAUCUUUCUUGGAGCUUUUCUUUCUUCUCAUCUUCUGUUUUCCUAUCUUUCCCCUUUCUUCUUCUGUCAAUCUUUCUUGGAACCUUUCCUUUCUUUUCUCCCUUCUUUCUCAGUCUUCUUUUCAAUCUUGCUUGGAUCCUAUCAAUAAUCUUUUCUUUCUUCUUCUUCUUCUUCUUUUCUUUCUUCUUCUCUUCUUCUUUCAUCAAUUUUUCUUUCUUCUUCUCUCUUCUUCUUUCAAUCUUUCUUUCCUUUCAAUAAUCUUUUCCCCCUUCUCAAUAAUCUUUUCUUCUUCUGUCAAUCUUCUUGGAUCUUUCAUCAAUAAUCUUUUCCCCUUCUCUUCUUCUGUUUCAAUCUUUUUUCUUCCUAUCAAUAAUAAUCUUUCCCCCUUCUUAGUCUUCUCUUUCUUUUUCCUCUUCCUUCUUUUCUCAAUAAUCUUUCCUUUCUUCUUCUCUCCUAUCUUUCAUAAUCUUUUCUUUCUUCUUCUUUUCCUUCUUUCAUCAAUAAUCUUUCCCUUUCGUCUUUUUCUUUCAGUCUUCUCUUCAAUCUUUCUUGAAUUCAUCAAUAAUCUUUUCUUUCUUCUUCUCUUCUUUCUUUCAAUAAUAAUCUUUUUUUCUUCUUCUCUUCUAUCUUUUUUCUUCUCUUCUUUCUUUCAUUCUUUUCUUUCUUCUUCUCUUUUCUUUAUCAAUAAUCUUUUUCCCUUCUCAGUCUUCUUUCUUUCUUCUUGGAUCCUAUCAAUUUCUUUCCUUCUUUCAUCUUCUUUUCAAUCUUCUCUGGAUCCUUUCAUCAAUAAUCUUUUUUCCCUUUCUUCUUCUCUUUCUUCUUUAAUCUAUCAGCUUUUCUUUCUUCUUUCUUCUUUCUUUCAUCAUCUUCUGUUUCUUCUUGGAUCUUUUCUUUCUUCUAAUCUUCUUUCUUUCAUCAAUAAGCUUUUCUUUCUUCUUCUCUGGAUCCUUCAAUCAAUAAUCUUUUUUCCCUUUCUUCUUCUGUUUCUUUCUUUCAUCAAUAAUCUUUUCUUUCUUCUUCUCUUCAAUCUUCUUUCAUCAAUAAUCUUUUUUUUCUUCUCUUUCUUCUGUUCAAUCUUUCUUUCUUCUUCAAUCUUUUUCAUCCUUCUUUUCUUUCUUCUUUUCUUUCUUAUUCAAUCAAUAAUCCUUUUUCUUCUUCUCUUCCUUCUUUCAUCAAUAAUCUUUUCUUUCUUCUUCCUUCAAUAA
Molecule: messenger RNA, 5850 nt
Organism: Acanthosepion pharaonis
Lineage: Eukaryota; Metazoa; Mollusca; Cephalopoda; Sepiida; Sepiidae
Source: the annotation of a GenBank genome assembly